UCCGGUCUCAAAAUGGAGGUAAAACCGCCACCCGGUCGCCCCCAGCCCGAAUCCAGACGUCGCUGCCGCCGCCGGGGGGAGGAGGGCCAUGAUCCAAAGGAACCAGAGCAAUUGAGGAAGCUGUUUAUUGGUGGUCUGAGCUUUGAAACGACAGAUGAUAGUUUAAGAGAACAUUUUGAGAAAUGGGGCACACUCACAGAUUGUGUGGUAAUGAGAGACCCCCAAACAAAACGUUCCAGGGGCUUUGGUUUUGUGACUUACUCUUGUGUUGAAGAGGUGGAUGCAGCAAUGUGUGCUCGGCCACACAAGGUUGAUGGGCGUGUAGUGGAACCAAAGAGAGCUGUUUCUAGAGAGGAUUCUGUAAAGCCUAGUGCCCAUCUAACGAUGAAAAAAAUUUUUGUUGGUGGUAUUAAAGAAGAUACAGAAGAAUAUAAUUUGAGAGAUUACUUUGAAAAGUAUGGCAAGAUUGAAACCAUAGAAGUUAUGGAAGACAGGCAGAGUGGGAAAAAGAGAGGAUUUGCUUUUGUAACUUUUGAUGAUCAUGAUACAGUUGACAAAAUUGUUGUUCAGAAAUACCACACUAUUAAUGGGCAUAAUUGUGAAGUGAAAAAGGCCCUUUCUAAACAAGAGAUGCAGUCUGCUGGAUCACAAAGAAGUCAUGGUGGUGGAUCUGGCAACUUUAUGGGUCGUGGAGGAAACUUUGGAGGUGGUGGAGGUAACUUUGGCCGUGGUGGAAACUUUGGUGGAAGACGAGGCUAUGGUGGUGGAGGUGGUGGCAGCAGAGGUAGUUAUGGAGGAGGUGAUGGUGGAUAUAAUGGAUUUGGAGGUGAUGGUGGCAACUACGGCGGUGUUCCUGGUUAUAGUAGUAGAGGAGGCUAUGGUGGUGGUGGACCAGGAUAUGGAAACCAAGGUGGUGGAUAUGGUGGUGGAGGAGGAGGAUAUGAUGGUUACAAUGAAGGAGGAAAUUUUGGUGGUGGUAACUAUGGUGGUGGUGGGAACUAUAAUGAUUUUGGAAAUUACAGUGGACAACAGCAAUCAAAUUAUGGACCCAUGAAGGGGGGAAGUUUUGGUGGAAGAAGCUCUGGCAGUCCCUAUGGUGGUGGUUAUGGAUCUGGUGGUGGAAGUGGUGGAUAUGAUAGCAGAAGGUUUUAAAAACAGCAGAAAAGGGCUACAGUUCUUAGCAGGAGAGAGAGCGAGGAGUUGUCAGGAAAGCUGCAGGUUACUUUGAGACAGUCGUCCCAAAUGCAUUAGAGGAACUGUAAAAAUCUGCCACAGAAGGAACAAUGAUCCAUAGUCAGAAAAGUUACUGCAGCUUAAACAGGAAACCCUUCUUGUUCAGGACUGUCAUAGCCACAGUUUGCAAAAAGUGCAGCUAUUGAUUAAUGCAAUGUAGUGUCAAUUAGAUGUACAUUCCUGAGGUCUUUUAUCUGUUGUAGCUUUGUCUUUUUCUUUUCAUUACAUCAGGUAUAUUGCCCUGUA
Molecule: messenger RNA, 1479 nt
Organism: Sciurus carolinensis (gray squirrel)
Lineage: Eukaryota; Metazoa; Chordata; Mammalia; Rodentia; Sciuridae
Product: heterogeneous nuclear ribonucleoprotein A3-like
Exons: 1
Coding region: 13-1152 (379 amino acids)
Molecular function (GO): RNA binding
Source: RefSeq, a predicted model, not a curated record